This is a messenger RNA of Drosophila arizonae, 1885 nucleotides long. It is a transcript of the gene Shal, whose product is annotated as Potassium voltage-gated channel protein Shal. Gene Ontology annotation, cellular component: membrane; voltage-gated potassium channel complex. Gene Ontology annotation, molecular function: A-type (transient outward) potassium channel activity; protein binding. The record is from RefSeq and is a predicted model, not a curated record. NCBI's taxonomy places the organism in Eukaryota, Metazoa, Arthropoda, Insecta, Diptera, Drosophilidae. Gene Ontology annotation, biological process: protein homooligomerization; potassium ion transmembrane transport; action potential.
AGAGAGACGUAUCCAUUGACCGCUGAUUACCUCGAUAUCGCCUCCCCGUCCCACCCCGGCAUCGUCUUGGGACACUGAAACAUUCCACCACACAGUAUGGCCUCGGUCGCCGCUUGGCUGCCCUUUGCACGGGCGGCGGCCAUCGGUUGGGUGCCGAUAGCUACGCAUCCAUUGCCACCGCCUCCGAUGCCGAAGGAUCGCCGCAAAACGGACGAUGAGAAGCUACUGAUAAAUGUGUCCGGGCGWCGCUUUGAGACCUGGCGCAAUACCCUCGAAAAGUAUCCAGACACGCUGCUCGGCUCGAAUGAGCGUGAGUUUUUCUAUGAUGAGGAUUGCAAAGAGUAUUUCUUUGAUCGGGAUCCGGACAUAUUUCGGCACAUACUUAACUAUUAUCGCACCGGGAAAUUGCAUUAUCCGAAACACGAAUGCCUCACCAGCUACGACGAGGAAUUGGCCUUCUUUGGCAUCCUGCCAGAUGUCAUCGGUGAUUGCUGUUAUGAGGAUUAUCGCGAUCGCAAGCGCGAGAACGCCGAACGCCUCAUGGAUGACAAGCUGUCGGAGAAUGGAGAUCAGAAUCUGCAACAGCUAACCAACAUACGCCAGAAGAUGUGGCGUGCCUUCGAGAAUCCGCACACAUCGACCAGUGCUCUGGUCUUCUACUAUGUAACAGGCUUCUUCAUAGCCGUCUCYGUCAUGGCCAACGUGGUGGAGACGGUGCCCUGCGGCCAUCGGCCUGGACGUGCCGGCACUUUGCCCUGCGGCGAGCGCUACAAAAUUGUGUUCUUUUGCUUAGACACCGCCUGUGUGAUGAUCUUCACCGCCGAGUAUCUGUUGCGUCUGUUUGCGGCGCCCGAUCGCUGCAAGUUUGUGCGCAGCGUGAUGAGCAUCAUCGAUGUGGUGGCCAUUAUGCCCUACUACAUUGGCCUGGGCAUCACGGACAACGACGAUGUCAGCGGCGCCUUUGUUACGUUGCGUGUGUUCCGCGUUUUUCGCAUCUUCAAAUUCUCCCGCCACUCGCAGGGUCUGCGCAUCCUCGGCUAUACGCUCAAGUCAUGCGCCAGUGAGCUGGGCUUUCUUGUCUUUUCACUGGCCAUGGCCAUUAUCAUAUUUGCCACGGUCAUGUUCUAUGCCGAGAAAAAUGUAAAUGGCACAAAUUUCACAUCGAUACCGGCGGCCUUCUGGUACACCAUUGUCACAAUGACGACGUUGGGCUACGGUGACAUGGUGCCGGAGACAAUAGCUGGCAAAAUAGUUGGUGGUGUUUGCUCGCUCAGCGGAGUGCUGGUCAUCGCCUUACCUGUACCUGUUAUUGUAUCGAACUUUAGUAGAAUUUAUCAUCAGAACCAGCGUGCGGAUAAGCGCAAAGCGCAGCGGAAAGCUCGGCUGGCGCGCAUACGCAUUGCGAAGGCCUCGUCUGGCGCUGCUUUCGUCAACAAGAAGAAGGCGGCGGAGGCACGUUGGGCAGCGCAAGAGUCUGGCAUUGAGCUGGAUGAUAAUUAUAGGGAUGAGGAUAUCUUUGAGCUGCAGCAUCAUCAUCUGUUGCGGUGUCUCGAGAAGACAACGAUGUAGCAACAUUUGAAUAUCUUUCUAGUAGYCCAAAAUUCGCACCUUUGCCUUCUGCUCUUUAGGCAAGCAAUGACAAGCGACACAACCACUAGAACAGCAACAGCAACCACAACCAUAACAACAACUACAAGAACAGCAACAACAAYAACUACAGCAACAACAGUAGCAACAACUGCGACUGCACUAAACACAAAUUCAUUUSAUAGUUGUAGAGGAAUUGCUGUGCCAGAGUUCAGAAAUCUUGUGCGUGCUCGUUAAUCAAACACUUCGUACAUAYACAAAAGCAACAAACAAACAUACACACAUACAUGCAUAUAAA